UUAAGUCGUAUUUUCCUCUAAGGCCGAGCGCGUUGGGAUGUGUUUAAAUAAGAAAUUCAAUAUUUUACACUCGUUUAAAUCGUGAUUCCCAAGAAUUUUAAAAAAAUAAAAAUAAUUACAGUGCUCUAAAUAUAAAUAAAAUUAUGACUACGGUAAUAACAACCAUUGUUCGUGGUUAAUUCGUAGGUAUGUAAAGUGCGACAGGACUAAUAUUGGAACAAUACGCAAAUUAUAACUAUUUGAAUCCUGUGGUAAUUACAAUGCCUGACAAAUUUAUUAUUUUAUCUUUUGUCAUUUACUGUGCAAUAAGUUUGUUUAAUGUUUCCGGAGAUUCGAGUGCACAUAUUGUAGUGCACGUCAACAAUGACCUCAUUAGCGAUGGAGCAAAAAAUGUGAAUUAUAAAGUAGGCGAUAUUAUAAAUUUUUCCUGUUCUGGGCCUGAUAUGAAUGAUUUUAAACAUUAUGGUGUGGUGUACGAGAAAGAUGGAACUAGGUUCAAGAUACCUAAAGACGGGGGUUAUGAAAUCAACACAUUUAUCUACUCCAUAGAAACAUAUGAUUUUGACGAUAAAUCUAUAGUACAAUGUGAAGUGGAAAUAUGGAAUGAGAUGAUAAAAGAAUAUGAGCUUAUCGGCCGCAGUACGUCAGUGACACUUGUUAUGCUUUCAGAUAACAGUUUAAACGACACGAUACCCGAGGUUCACUACAGCGAAAGCAAUCCAGUAACUCAUAUUUGCAGCGAACAAGAUUCUCUGUUUGUUAUGAUGAAUGGAACUCAACAAUAUUAUAUAAAAAGGAAAUUAUAUUUGGCGCCAUCAUACACGGGUUCUGUUGUUUUCUGUUCAAAAAUUGAACGCAAGGAGGAUGAUACAAACAGGGCAAUAUCUUACCAAAGAAUUAUUUAUAACCAAAGAAAAUAUAUAUAUACUGCAAAGGUAUUAAGUGAAACUUCCUCUCUACAAGGUAGUAUUUCGACAACACAAAUUGGUAUGGUUGUGGGAGCGAUCAUUAUAGUCUGUAUCGUACUGCUUGGGGGUUUUGUACUGCACAGGAACAAGAGGGACAGACCUAAUGUCACUCCAUCGCCUCACCAAGACACUAACAAUGACAAAUGUUCGACUGAACUUAUAUAUGCAGAAUUGGCACUAUCUCAAACACCUCGUUGUGGCUGUAGCAAAUAUCCGAGCACAGAGGAGACGCCUUACGCAGAAAUUAGCAGUUGUAUUGGAAAAAGAAUGCCUCAGGUGAUAGAAGAGUCGCCAUAUGCGGAAAUUAUUGCAAGAAAGUAUUAGAAUAGUGUAUCAGAUAUAUCAGACAUAAAGCCUUAGUUUUAUUAUAAUAUUAAUUAAUUAUAUUAUACCUAAAUGUC
Molecule: messenger RNA, 1369 nt
Organism: Manduca sexta (tobacco hornworm)
Lineage: Eukaryota; Metazoa; Arthropoda; Insecta; Lepidoptera; Sphingidae
Exons: 8
Coding region: 261-1292 (343 amino acids)
Source: RefSeq, a predicted model, not a curated record